Molecule: messenger RNA, 427 nt
Organism: Nymphalis io (European peacock)
Lineage: Eukaryota; Metazoa; Arthropoda; Insecta; Lepidoptera; Nymphalidae
Product: cuticle protein 12.5-like
Exons: 4
Coding region: 5-427 (140 amino acids)
Source: RefSeq, a predicted model, not a curated record
AAACAUGCGUUCCUUUGUAUUAUUCGCUCUUUUUGCGGUGGCUGCGGCCAAGCCUACUCCCGGAUUCCUAUCUGGUUGGGAUGCACCCUCUCUAAGCUACGGGCAUGACGCUGCACCCGCUUUCACGAUAUCGCACGCAGCGCCCGUGUACCAAGCAGCCCCUGUAGUCCACGCUGCCCCUGUGUACCACGCUGCCCCCGUGGUCCAUGCUGCCCCUGUUGCUGUCUCUAAAGCAGCCACUAGCUACUCGUCCUUCCAGCGCGUGAUCCACCCUGUUCAACACCAAGUUGUUGCACAGCCCGUGAUCCAUGCAGCCCCCGUGGUCCAUGCUGCCCCAGUGGUCGCCCAACCCAUUGUCCAUGCUGCCCCUGUCAUUUCUCAUGCCCCGAUCGCCACCUACGCUCAAUCCUACGGUCAUGGGUGGUAG